Ailuropoda melanoleuca (giant panda) is the source of this 1513-nucleotide messenger RNA. Its product is annotated as C-X-C motif chemokine 6. The coding region runs from base 109 to 450 and encodes 113 amino acids. NCBI's taxonomy places the organism in Eukaryota, Metazoa, Chordata, Mammalia, Carnivora, Ursidae. Gene Ontology annotation, cellular component: extracellular region. Gene Ontology annotation, biological process: immune response; chemotaxis; defense response. The transcript is spliced from 4 exons. The record is from RefSeq and is a predicted model, not a curated record. Gene Ontology annotation, molecular function: chemokine activity.
UAAAAGGGAUGCAAAGGACUUGGGGGAAGCCACAGUGCGCUGGAGCUUCAAAUCCCGGCUCCUCUCCUGCCUCUAGAAGCCGCACCGCUCACCGCCCUCGUUGCCGCAAUGAGCCUCCGGCCCAGCCGCGCCGCCCGCAUCCCCGGCCUCCCGGGCUCGCUGCGCGCGCUGCUCUUGCUGCUGCUGCUGACGCCGCCGGGGCCCCUCGCCAGCGCCGGUCCCGUCUCAACCAUAGUGAGGGAGCUGCGCUGCAUGUGUUUAACCACCACACCGGGGAUUCAUCCCAGAAUGAUCACUAAAAUGCAGGUGGUCGCCGCCGGCCCGCAGUGCUCCAAGGUGGAAGUCGUAGCCACCCUGAAGAACAAGAAGGAAGUCUGUCUGGACCCAGAAACCCCAGUGAUGAAGAAAAUCAUCCAGAAAAUGCUGGACAGUGGAAGAAAAACUGAUUAAGAGAAAGAACCGUGCAUUGGAAAAAUUGCCCAGUUCCUUGGCAGAGAGAGCAGUUUUCCGAGUGUCUCAGGACCCAGUGAAGACAAGAAGCAAGGACUAGUUUUCUCCAUAAAUUUCUUCAUAAAUUUCCCACUUUGAGAGGAGGAUGGUGAGGAGGUGCUGGUGUUUGUCCCUCCAACUUAAUGCUCAGCUCACGAAGUAUUUAACACAGUGUUUCCCGCUAUUUAUUUGUUGUUAUUUUAUCUGCUGUGCUAUUGAAAUCUUUGGCAAUUGACUAAAUUGUGAGUCAAGAGUCAGUAGUUGUUAAGCUUGCAAGGUGACUAUUGUAUUUUUAGAGUAUAUUCCUUACAGUGUUACUGAGAAGGCUCUGGGUUUAAUAUGUGAAUGAUAUUUCAUUAGAAUGCUGUAUGUGAAGAUAAGUUGUUAUCUUCAUGCCCCAUGAAAUAGGAAUAUUUUGGUAUUGUUUCUUGGGGAAUAUGUUAGAUUUCCUUGCUCUUGACUCUGGGAUGCUGAGUUAUAUUGCCUUAAAAAUCUGGUGUAUCAUGCAGUUAUCUGUAUAAAAUAUACUUCCUUAUUCAGAAUUUUUAAAUGUUUACACUCUAUAAGGACUAAUAUGUUCUUUUCCUAUAAUUUUAGACAUUUGAUGUCUUCUUAGUAUGGCAUAAUGUCAUGACUUACUCAUUAAACUUUGGUGUGAACUAACCAUUUCACUAGGAGUCCUAUAAUUCUAGUCACUAAAUAUAUGUUUUGGAUAGAUGAAGAAGCUAGGAAAUAGGCAAAUUACCUAUUUCUAGUUUUUAUAGAAAUGCAUUGUUUGCCUUUUUUAAGAAUAAAAGCAAACUUCACAAUGAUUUGUAAAGUUUUGAAAAGAUAUUUGAGCUAUUUAAAUACCGAUUCACAUGUAGUUUUCAAAAUAUAUACAGAGGUUAAGGUUUUGACCACUUUGUUAUAAAGAAUUAUCUAUGCGUCACUUACCCUGUGAUACUGUUUAUUGUGUGUCUCAUUGGUUUGUAGCACUUCUUUUGUGCUUUGGGGAAAAAAAAUAAAAGGUUUAUAAAAUUUA